This is a messenger RNA of Cygnus atratus (black swan), 5622 nucleotides long. RefSeq names its product glutathione S-transferase C-terminal domain containing (gene GSTCD). NCBI's taxonomy places the organism in Eukaryota, Metazoa, Chordata, Aves, Anseriformes, Anatidae. The transcript is spliced from 13 exons. The record is from RefSeq and is a predicted model, not a curated record. Bases 196 to 2076 code for a protein of 626 amino acids.
GGCGGGAGGGGGGCGGGAACGCGCCAGGCGCGAGGCCGGUGGCUGCUGUAAAUAAGGCUGGUAUAGAAUAGAAAUCCAUCUUUUCUCACAAAAUUUACAGUCUAAUCAGAGAAGGAAAAGUAGCAGGAGAAACUAUUUUCCAGUCAGCGACCAGCGUGAUGUCUUGUAGGUUUUGAACUUCAGCUCAGGAGGAAGAUGAAAGAUAGCGUCCCUGAAGAACAUUUAUAUUUAGGUUUGUCUCAUGAGUACAAAGAUAGUAUUUUUCCUCUUCAUACAUCUAUUUCGCUGUUUUUGCUGUCCUACUGUGACUGCAAAUUAUUCAAAAUUUUCUUAGUGCCGACUGGUGAAGAUGUGGACAAUCAGUUUGUGACAAAAAACCUCCUUGGCGAUCUCGAGGUCCAUUUAAUCUCCAAAUGCCAGCGUCCUAUGGUCGUGCAGAGCUGCUGUUUACCUGCUGUUGUCGCGAAAGACGGCAAGUUCUGUCGAGCUGGGCUUUCCGUUGUAUUAAGGCAUAUAAUACAGAAAACAUACGAGGCAGAUCCAUCUAAAAAAUAUGUUUUGGAACUCCUGGGCUUUAAGAAGACCUGCUUAAAAGCCUGUGCUGAGGUUAGCCAGUGGACCAGACUUUGUGAGAUCAGCAUACCUCUGGCUGUUGAAGGAUUUUUGACGGCAUCUCCUGAGCACUGUCAGGCUGUCCCUGCUGACAUUUUACAUCUUGAAAGAAAACUUGGAGAACCUGUUCGAGUGCACAACGAUGACAAAAUUCGAAGGCAAAAACUUCAACAACAGAAGGCAGGUGCCGAGGCUGCGGUGCCUGGACUCGGUAAAGAAACGACAGAGGAAGGAAAAACAGUGGAGGUACACGAUCAUCCGCUUCCGAGUUUGGAACUGAGCGUAGCUUUCUCCAAGCUGCAUGUCCAGGAAGCAUCAAAUGCGGUCCGAGAGGCCCCUGUCAUCAGGAGAACAAAAACCUCUGACCUUCCGCCUUUGGACCACAUUUUUGCAGAGGGGCUUUAUUUUACCUUGGCAGAUAUAGUGCUUCUGCCAUGCAUCCAUCAGUUCUUGGUUCACAGCAAAAAACAAGGAAAAAAUCUGGCAAACUUGCCUCUGAUAUCCAGUUGGUAUCAAAGAGUUCAAGAAGUACCUGGAGUAAAGAAAGCUGCUGACAAAUGCAGUAUGCAACUUCUCCAGCUUCCAGAGUUGAUGCCUGCUCCAGAGGAACAGCUACAAGACUUCUCUUCAGUUCCUGAUGAAUUGGAAGAGGAGCCUGAAGACAGUCAUUUUAUAGGUGGUCCAAGGCCAACUAUGACUAAGUUAAUGGAAAGCGGUAUUGAGGCAAAAUUUUCUCCUCAUCCAUGCCCUAGCUGGACUAUAGACUGGACCAAUCUCCCAUCAGCAGUCAGUCCUGGAGAAGGAAAGAUGCCUAGUGAUCGGGCUCUGAGGAAACAGCAGCAAUUGAAUAAUUUGGUAGCAGCUGUGAAAAAGCUCGCUAAGCCUGGAGAUGUCAUUGUGGAUUUUUGCAGUGGAGGGGGACAUGUCGGAAUUGUUCUUGCUUACAUGCUGCCAUCAUGUCAGGUGGUGCUCAUAGAAAAUAAGGAGUUAUCUCUGAUCCGUGCUAAAGACAGAAGCAAUGAACUAGGUUUAAACAACAUUUCCUUCAUUCAAGCAAAUCUGGACUAUUUUAAUGGGACUUUUAACAUUGGGGUGGCUCUGCAUGCAUGUGGUGUGGCAACAGACAUGGUGAUCGAACAUUGCAUCAAGGCGCGGGCAGCCUUUGUCAUCUCCCCGUGUUGUUAUGGCUUCAUUCAGAACACUGUGAAGUUUAAAUAUCCACGAAGUAAUCAGUUCAAAGAAAUUUUAUCCUACAAGGAGCACAUGAUCCUUUGCAGAUUUGCAGAUCAGACAGCUGUUCAGCUUCCACCUGAACGCAGGCUAAUAGGAAAGCAGUGUAUGGGGCUUGUGGAUCUCGAUCGGGCCUGGGCUGCAGAAGGAAGUCACUACUCUGUCCAAGUUAUAUCUAUGGAGCCAGAGAGCUGUUCUCCAAAGAACAAUAUGUUUGUGGGCAUCCCAACUUAGAGUGUGAAGCUCAUACUUGAUUUGAAGUCGAACAUAAAUCCUUGGUGCAUAACAACAUCCAGCAGAUUCAAGCAUAGCUGGGAAGCAGACAUCAUGCAUCUUGAACCCAUUGUGUUUGGAAAAGGAAGCAGCAUGAAAAGUUUUAGAAAAUGAACUGCAUGCAGAGAAUUGCAAAUUGUAGCUUGUAAUGUGUCAUUAGGCAACUUUUGGUUGUUCUUACUGAGAAGUCUCUACAACUGUUGAUGGUAUCACAUCUGUCUGCAGAGGUUUAGAAAAAAGGUGGUCUUAGAGAAGGGAAGGUGAUUCUCUUCGCAGUAAAGCUGUCUUGGCUGCUUCAGAAUUGUAUUCAUGUUCAAACCUUCAUUUGUGCUCAUGGGCAGAGCAGUUACCAGCCAGUUAUGCAGAUCACUAGAGGAACAGAUGGAAUUUAUGGUGUUAGUGAAGAAGGUUGUGCAACAGGUGGUGGCUUGAUUUUGCUAAAGAAUUCCAUACUACUUCAGCAAGAUUAUUUUUAGUAAAAGAUUUUCAGAAUACUUUGAUCAUCAUUCUGCAUGUAGAAAAAAUGUAUUCUAACCUAAUAAUCCUUUUAAAAAUGAUUUAAAAUUUUAUCUUUGAAUUUUACACAGGAAUUCUGUAACCAGACAAUUGAAAGCGAAUAUUUAAAGAAAACCCUUAUUUCUCCAUUGACGAGAUAACAGGAGCUAGUGUGAUGUCAGCGAACAGCUACUUCACUGCCACCUCUACUAGUUGAAGUGGAUUGCUUUCCAUUCUUAAGAGACUUGCUGUCAGAUGGAAUUUUUAAGACCAAUUUGUGUCUGUACACAUAUUCUUCGUUUAUUUUUAUAUUCAAUUUAAAUUUGAACGAAGUUGCAGUUGUGGAACCGUUUGAAAAGAUCAACAACAGACUUGUUACUGUAAAAUGAAAAUAAAUGUUCUUCUGUGCUUUUACUAGUAAACAGUUUCCUACCCUAGUUUAAAAUUGUCUGUUGACACUAGUACAAUGGAAAAGAGCUUAUAACAGUAUUUUUCCUGUAUGAUUGUGGGUUUCAUACAUUUGCAAAUUUUGCCAUGGAUUAAUUUAAAUGUAUCUGAAGUUUGGUCAGUGUGUGUGACACAAAAUUACAAACAGCAACGGGUAUUGGAGGGGAAAAAAAAAAAAGGAUCCUGAAAUGUUUUAUUCUUCAUGAAAGUUCUCUCUCUAAAAGAUCUAAUUAUUUUUUUGUUUUAAUGUGAAGACUGAAGGAAGCUACACACUUAUUUGGAAGCACAAAGGUAAGCAAGUUUGUAUUAAAUGGUACCUUUAACCUGAAUCCUUGAGAAUGACGUAGUGCUUUUCCUGUAACUUUUUUAGUUAACAGGAGGAGCUGGAAGUUGGAAGAUUGCAUAGCAAAUAUAAAAUAUAUGGCAAUACCAGGUGUUCCUGAAAGUUUUGCCCAGAGAUACACUUGCUCAAAGAGAACUCAGGUUUUUAAGCCAGAAGUAAGUCAAAUGUGAACAUUAUCCAGAUAGUAUGUUUGGAGUGAGAAAAUCUCUUCAUUACAUUUUUGUGAAGAAGGAAGAACUUAUCAGGGUAAGAUAGGUGAUUGAAUCUUUGCUGUUGAUGGUAAGGAUUUUCACAAAGCUUUACUCUGCUCUGGGCAAUGGAUACUAAUGUGUGUCUUUUAGGUAUGGUGGUGAUGUGUAUUUGACGUGUUCUAUUAUUAUACAGUAAUAAUUAGCUUUCAGUAGAGCAAAAAACUGUGCUGUUACAUGCUUUGAAAUUUCUACAAUACCCAUUUCAAUCAUCUGUAAUAGUUUUUUGAUCUACCAGAAAUCAGAAAAGGAAUGCACUUGAGAUGUGCCAUAGGAAAUGUAUACCACUGAAUACAAGAUGGGAAAAAAUGGAUUUUUUUAAACAGGCAAAAAGUUUUUCUUGGAAGCAGAGGUAGUGGAGGAGCUUUAUUUGGAUGGGUGUCCAGCAGGUUAUUAGAUGCUUAGGUCAGUCAGGAAGAAUAGCUAAAGCUAAACAAGAAUCCCAGUACCAAUCUUUUUUUUUUUUUUUUUUAAUGCCUAUUUUCAUGUUAAUGAGAUAAUUUCCCAUAGGUGUGCUUACUUGUAACCUAAGUGAAUUGUUUUACACUGUGACAGCAGACUGGAAAAAUCCCACUGAUGCAGUGAAAAUCUGCCAACCCACAUAGAAUUGAGCUUCAGAGGGGAAAAAAUAAUAAUAAAAAAAAGAUUUAUAGAAGAAAAAAGAGAAAGAACUGCAAAAGUAGUGUUGUGUUUAUAUGUAACGUGACAUUCUUGUGUGACCUUACCACUACUGGCAUCAGUGGGCUCUUGUUUCUUUUUUUCUCAGGAGGACAGAAUCUUCCUCAUUUCUAAGGAUGGAGUUACCUUACCACGACUAGUAAAGUCUGAUCUAUGCUUGAGGUGAACUGAUGUUUUGUUUAUUGAAAACUGAAGAGAAGCGGAUGACAGAAGUAUAGAAAGUAGAAAGUAUUUUUAACAGAUGUUAACAGGUAUUUUGUCACAGAUUAAAUUACCACUCAAUGCCAUCUUUUUGCUCUAGAAAUGUGAACUCAUAUUAGUUUUUAGGUACGUUGAUUUGUUACGUUUCCAUAUACGUAAAAGGUAUGAAAUGAACAGAGGCCAAGAAUUUCCUGAACAGCAUGACUGGACAUCGCAGUGCUGGGAAGUGAACAAUCAUUGUUCUUCCCACAACUUGUUAUGCACACAGCUAGCUUGAUAUCCAAAAUGCAGGCCUGAAUACUGUUUGUUUCUCAUGUGUCUGUUCCCACUGGGAUCAGCUGUAUGGUGAACAAAGUAUUGUCCUAACAUAGUCACAAUUUUCUGUUGUCUUGCCUGUAUUGUUUUAUGUUACCCUUGGAGCCAGUAAUGCUGGAAAAAGCAAGUUCGUAAUGUGAAGCUGAUGACCAGGCUGCACUGAUCUCAUCUGUAUGUUAAAGUUAGUCAUCUGUGUGUACAUGCAUCUUUAUCUUUGUUCUUUCCUUUUUGUCUUUAUCGUAUUAUCUGCUUCCUUGGUCCUCUUCCAAGAGGUGUUAGAAUUGCUAUUGUUGGCAGAGGUGGCAGUAUACAAGGGGCACUCCUGGUAGGUACAUUGUGCCCCCUAAAUUCCUUUUGUGGCUUUAUCUUAAAAAAAAAAAUAAUAAAAAAAAUGUGUUGUUAUGACUAUGCUAAACCAGUCUUUUUUAUUUAAAUUAAAGUUACACAUUGUCAGUAUUACCCAUCUAUUGUUCUUGCAAAGAUGCAUGUAAAAUGCUUAAUUCAGGUGAUCAACAAGAAUCUUAGAUGGUUGUUUUCUGUUGUUUGAUUUUAAGCUGCCUGGUGGAUCUGUAGUUUGAAAAGGCAAUGCUAAUCAGAUUUUUUUUUUAAAUUGCUUCAUUCCUAGGUGACAUUCUAUAUUGAUGUUUUCAUUGAAAAUAAUAAUUAGAAAGAACUGUGUGAUCAUGUAUACGCCUGUAUAAGUUUGUGGGCUCUAAGUAAUCUGCAGCAAAAUGGCAUACAGUUAAUUUUGAGUUUACAUGGAUAAUAGUUUGGCUAGAC